UUGCAUUAGAAAACUAGAACAUCCCAAACAAGCGAACUAGCCAGAUACCGGGCCAUCGUCUGCCCUAAUUCCGUAAUAAACCCUAGGUCAUUGGGUUUUACCAGCCGUGAAGGCAAGAAUUACGAGAAGAAAAGAUAAAGAAAAUUAUCUAUUUCAGGUAUAUCUCGCAUUCGAUUCCCAAUUUUUGUUCGCCCAUCUAUUCUACCACCCAAUUUCUUUAGACAUGGUCUUCAAGUGACCACGUUCUCGCAUCAAAUCAUGCCACCGUUACCAUUUGCUUGAAAAAUCGGUACCUGAAUCGAUUUUCAUCAAUGCAACUGCUGAUAAUUUCUCAAUAUCAGCAGCAGCCAGCUCAUGAAUGAAUUCUCAAUCUUUCAACACGAAAUGGUAAAACCCUUUAAACCCAAAUCUCUAUUUGAUCUCCGAAAGCACUGCCCCUUGCUGGGUUCUCACACAUUUCUCAGAUUUUCAUCCCUACCCAACAUUUCUGCCGAGAAUAACAAGUGUGCGUACCCUAAUUUAGUCAAUAACGUUUCCAAAAUCCUGUGUGAUCCUCGUUGGUAUGAAAACAAAGAACUCAAGCAUGUUAGUCAUAAACUCCAGCAUAUCCAUGUUGCCAGAAUUGUAAGUUCCCAUAAAGACAUAGAUGUAGUUAUCCGAUUCUUCUAUUGGAUCUCAAAGAACUAUUCUUAUAAACAUGAUUUGAGUUCCUACAAGGCGAUGUUAACCAGGUUAGUUCGUGAAGGCCGAUUAGCAGAUACAGAUCAUAUUAGGGUUUUAAUGGUGAAAGAGUGUAGAACACAAGAAGAGCUUAUGGGGGUUGUUGAUUACUUGAAUGAACUUAGAAGUAAAGGUCUUGCUUAUAGUUUAUAUAGCUCUAACACAUUAUUGAUUCAGAUGGGAAAGUUCCAAAUGGUCGAUGCUGCUAGGGAUCUCUUUACACAGAUGAUGAGUUCUGGGAUUAAACCUAAUUUGUUGACAUUCAACACCAUGAUUAACAUGUUGUGUAAAAAGGGUAAAGUUCAAGAGGCGGAAUCUUUUUUAGAUCAGAUGAGUCAGUAUGAUUUGUAUCCAGAUGUAUUCACCUUCAGUUCUAUGAUUCUUGGUUAUUGUAGGAAUAGAGAUUUAGAAACUGCUUUUAGGGUAUUUGAUCGCAUGAUAAAAGAAGAUUGUGAACCAAAUUCAGCAACAUAUACAAAUCUUAUAAACGGAUUAUGCAAAGAGGGAAGGAUUGAUGAGGCAUUGGACAUGCUUAAAGAAAUGAUGGACAAAAACAUCGAACCUACUGUUUAUACAUUCACUGUUCCAAUUUCCUCACUAUGUGCAUUUGGUCAAGUAAAAAAGGCCAUUGAUCUUGUAGUUAUGAUGACGAAAACAAAUUGUGUUCUAAAUGUGCAAAACUACACAGCUCUUAUCAGUGGCUUGUUCCGUAUAGGACAAGCUGAGGUGGCACUUGGAUUUUACCAUAAGAUGUUGAGAGAGGGUUUGAUUCCAAAUGUGGUUACUUAUAAUGCUUUGAUAUAUGAAUUAGGUCAAAUAGGGAGGUUUGAUGGUUUGUUUAUGAUCUUUGAUUGGAUGGAGAGAAAUGGUAUGCCAAAUACCGAAACAUACAAUCAAAUGAUUACCAUUUUGUGUUUGAUGAAGAAUUUCCAAAAGGGUAUGGUUCUUUUGAGUAAAAUGACCAAAGUAGGCCCUUUUCCAACUGUUGUUUCAUAUAACACACUAAUUAUUGGAUUCUUGAAACAGAAUGAUUUAAAGAAUGCAAUGAGGUUAUUGAGUUUGAUGAAAGCAAACGGGUGUAAACCAGAUGAGUGGACUUAUGGUGAACUUAUUUCAGGGUUCUGUGAAACAGGGGAUCUUGAUGGAGGUUUGAAUCUUUUUCAUGAAAUGGUAAAGCAAAAAUUGACACCCAAUAAAGUCCAUUAUACCAUUUUAAUAAACGGUUAUUGCAAAAAAGGGGAAGUAGAAUCUGCAAUUAUGUUAUUGGAAAAGAUGGAAGCAGAUAAUUGCAAGGCUGAGGUUGAAACCUACAAUGCAAUCAUAUCUUGUUUGUCAAAAAGGAAUCGAUUACAUGAAGCAGAAAGAUUAUGUGAGAAAAUGGUGGAAAAAGAUGUGAUUCCAAAUGUGAUUACCUACACAACUUUAAUCGAUGGGUUGUGUAGAAAUGGUAGUGUUCAUCUUGCUUUCAAGAUUUUCCAAGAAAUGGAAAAGAAAAAUUGCACACCAAAUUUGUUCACUUAUAGUUCAUUGAUCUACGGGUUAUGUUUGGAAGGAAAAGCAAAUGAAGCAGAAAUAUUACUUGAAGAAAUGGAGAAGAAAGGAAUCACUCCUGAUUAUGUGACAUAUACUUCAUUGAUCAAUGGAUAUGUGUCACUAAAUCAAAUAAAUCAUUCAUUUUCAGUUUAUAAAAAGAUGAUUGAUAAAGGAUGCAAACCGAAUUACAGAACUUUUCAAGUCUUGUUAAAAGGGUUAGAAACAGAAAGUCGGUUGCUUUUUGAAAAAAACACGGGCCCACAUGAAAAAGAUCCAACCUUUACUAAUCUUUUAGUUAAAAUGUCUGAAUACGGAUGUGGGCCCACAGUUGACACCUAUAGCACCAUGAUUGUUGGUUUGUGUAAAGAAGGAAAGAGUAAAGAAGCAGUUGAGUUGUUCAAGAACAUGGAAGAAAAUUCCAUGAAUCCUGAUCGAAAUAUUUAUCUCUCUCUCAUAAACACACUCUGUAAAAACUCAAAAGUGGAAACUGCUUUAGAGUUUUUUGAUUUGAUUAAGGUAAAAGGGUUUGAACCUGAUAUCAAAACGUAUAAAGUUCUUAUUUCUGCUUUAUGUAAAGAAAGACAAGUGAGUAAAGCUCGUGUGUUAUUUGAAGACAUGCUUGAUAGACAAUGGGACACUGAUGAGAUUGUGUGGACUGUAUUGAUUGAUGGGGUUUUUAAGGAUGCUGACGUGGACACUUGCUUAUGUUUUAUCCAUAUAAUGGAAUUAAAAAACAGAGUUCCUAAUUUUCAGACAUAUGUAAUGUUGGCAAAAGAAUUGUCAGCAGUUGAUGGGAGUUGUGAUAUUCAUGAGGUUGUUGAAAGAUUGAAGCUUUGUAGAGGGAAGACAAUUAGUUGAAGUUUUUUCUACAUGAAAAAUGACAUCUUUGCCCUCUGUAGAUAAAUAUGAGGUGCAAUCCAGCCAUGGAAAUAGAAAACCUGCACCAAAUUUGUAGCAUCUGAUUUUUUUUUGGAAAGAUGUGGUAGCGUGGGGCCUACAGAUAAAACAUGAUCAUUAGAAGGAUUCAAGUAUUUGCUUCUAGAAGGCAAGAGAAAACUUGGUGUCAAAUCAAAAUAAAAAACAUGAUCAUGUUUUAUUUUUGCAUCAAAAUGAGGCUUUCUUGCUAUUUAUGACAACAUGAAGCAAGUUUCUCAGAUUUCUGGUUUAGUAAAUCCAUUUAGCAAUGAUUCCAACAAGUUCUUAAAUACAUUUAGAAGCCACAUUAGAUGUUAUUCAACGAUAAUUUAUCAUCUUUAUACUAGAUUUAUCAGCCAUGAUGCUCAAUCAUGCAUUGUAAAGAUUUGAGUAAUAGCUUACACCCAUGAUUUUGAUCUUCUGCUGUUGAUGCAUCAAAUGUUAUAAAGUUCUUUUGUUGACUUAUAAGGUCAAAACAUUUUUAUUUUUGAGAAGAUACAAAUAUAGGGUUGGUUGCAAAUUUGGCACCAAAUUUUUUUUCUCAUAUAUAAAAGUGUACAUUUGACCUCAUGAAAAGUAUAUAUAAAAGUGGUGAUGCCAUAAUAAUACAUGCUUGUAAAGGUUUAAUCUCCUUGUGAGGAGCAAUAAAAGUCCAAUUUUGGAUCUUGGUCGAUUUGA
Molecule: messenger RNA, 3846 nt
Organism: Lactuca sativa (garden lettuce)
Lineage: Eukaryota; Viridiplantae; Streptophyta; Magnoliopsida; Asterales; Asteraceae
Molecular function (GO): protein binding
Source: RefSeq, a predicted model, not a curated record